AUGUUGAAAUCCUCUUUGAGACUCCAGCGUAGGUUGGUGCUAAAGGUCUUUGUAGUACUAUUUCUAUGUUGCACCAUUAGCAUUUUUUACCACUCAGCAACGAAUACGUCAGGAGUUACCAGAUACAAGAAAAAUCUUGAAAAAUCGAUGAAGUUGAAGUUCAACUACUUGUACAACAAUUUUCUUUCAUCGCACCUCAAUCUCGACUCCAAUAAACUAUUCCGUACGAAGUUCGAAUUUAUCAAGAAGGAAAAAUUAGAAAAUGACUGGAACAAUGAAUUAUGGUACAUUAACGAAGAUGUUCUACAAAAUUUGCCUGUCGAAGUUUCUAUACCACCAUUCUAUUAUAAGAAUAAAGUUGCAAAACCGCCCAUAUUACCGUUUGAUCCAAGGUUCACUCUAGCCGUGUACUACAAGUAUCUCGAAAAGCAACACACUAGUAACCCUGUUCCUUUUCACUGGGCCGAUUGGGUAGACUUAUCGAAAUUGCAUAAGUACGUAUUGAACACGGAAGAGGACGACUUUUGCAAGCGAUUAUUCGACCUUUCGGAACAUGAAGAACUCAUCAAGGAUUCCAAGAUGAAACCCGUUGACCAAUACUGUUUGCUAAGUGACAAGACACCAUUGGGAUUCGAAAUAACAGAUUUCUCUGGUCCACAGAGCCCAUCUAAUAGAGAACUCUUGGGAAAGGCUUACCUCUAUAGCAAGGCUCCCUCACCGGUAAAGAUUAUCUUUUUGGGAAGCGACGACGAGAAGGGAUCUAUACAAGCAGAUGUUCAAUCCUACAGUGUAAAUGACUACAGGAAUGGUUUACUCCACAAUUCUAUGAUCAAAGACUUGUUAGAUGCGAAAGCAAUCGACGCAAAUGUGCCAUUAAACGUUGUCAAGACAUUCGAAGACUUGUUCACGAAGACCACAUCUACUGUUGAAAACGCACAAUUAAAAGGACAGUCAAUAGAAAUACCACCUGAAUCAUUCUAUGUCAGUGGAAUGAAUGUUAUAUCAGAACUUGAACAAAAGCCAAGCUUGUCAGAGACAGAAAAGAACUACUUGGAUUCCAUGAGAUUCUCGACAUCGACAAAUGAUCCACCAAAGUUUUUCAAUGAAGCAAUAUUAUUAGCCAAAACUCCUCAAAAAUGGCUAGGAGAACACUACGAUUGGAGAUUCUUCAAUGGUUUGACUGUUGGAAACGAAGAACAACUCUUGUCAUUACAUAGACUUGUGAAGAAUUACUUAAACUUUGCUCGUCAGAACGGUAUAAUUACUUGGAUUGCCCAUGGAUCUUUGUUGUCGUGGUAUUGGAAUGGUAUAGCUUUUCCUUGGGAUACCGAUAUCGAUGUUCAAGUUCCAAUUCUGGAAUUGCACAAAUUGGGCCGUCAUUUCAACCAAACGAUUAUUGUGGAAAAUGCCGGAGACCGCAACUACAAUUUUGACGGAUUGGGUCGCUACUUCGUUGAUGUCGGGUCCUCCAUCACACAUCGUACCAAGGGUAACGGCAACAAUAAUAUCGAUGCAAGAUUUAUUGAUAUAGAUACCGGUCUUUACAUUGAUAUUACUGGCUUAUCGAUUUCUGAAACACCAGCACCUUCCAGAUACGACAAUUUCAUUAACAUGGAUCCUGUGAAGAAGGCCGUAGUAGAUGAGCAUAUUGUCAAUGGCCAACUUAACCACGUCGUAAAGAACCAACAAUUGAGAGCUUACAACUGCCGUAACAACCAUUUCAGCACAUACGAAGAGUUGUCGCCAUUGAUGUUAACCCUCGUGGAAAAUCAAUUGAGUUACAUCCCCAAGAACUUUGCUCUUAACUUGAACUAUGAAUAUGAUGUCAAGGGACUCACAGAGAAGAACUACAGAGACUACAUUUACUUGAAUAACUUCAGGCUUUGGGCUAAGACACAGAACAUUUUAGACUACCAGUCGUCUCCCGCAAGAUGGGUCAAACAGUACAAUUCCAAAUUGAAUAACCCAAAGAGUAAGAAUGGAGAAGAGACACAAAAGAAGAAGUUUUCUUCGAAGAGGGUAGUAGGAGUGGCUGAGAAGCUCGCCAUUGGGCAAUUGACGGUCAGCGAUCAUUUGAACUUACUCCAAAAAAACGAUGUGUUCAAGGAAGUAUACAAGACGCUUCAAUUUACGAAGUUCCACGAAAUGGAGAUGGAGAAAUUGCUCCGUUCGGAUAUGAAUGGUGUGACUAAAUUGUUGGACCAAUACAAAGCCCAGGCAAAUGUAGGUGGUGGAUUGAGGCCAGAUAUAUUCAUGAACAAACUUCAACACGAAACUGAUAAACAAAACUUCGUAAAGGAAGCCAACAAAAUCGCAAAGCUUUCGGAAGUUUACCAGAAGCUAAAGAAAGCAUCGAAAGAGAAAACAGAAUCCAAUUAA
Messenger RNA from Scheffersomyces stipitis CBS 6054, 2379 nucleotides. RefSeq lists its product as uncharacterized. The record is from RefSeq and is a predicted model, not a curated record. NCBI's taxonomy places the organism in Eukaryota, Fungi, Ascomycota, Pichiomycetes, Serinales, Debaryomycetaceae. The coding region runs from base 1 to 2379 and encodes 792 amino acids. The transcript is spliced from 2 exons.